Trematomus bernacchii (emerald rockcod) is the source of this 2343-nucleotide messenger RNA. Its product is annotated as trypsin-like. The transcript is spliced from 6 exons. Bases 59 to 988 code for a protein of 309 amino acids. NCBI's taxonomy places the organism in Eukaryota, Metazoa, Chordata, Actinopteri, Perciformes, Nototheniidae. Gene Ontology annotation, molecular function: serine-type endopeptidase activity. The record is from RefSeq and is a predicted model, not a curated record. Gene Ontology annotation, biological process: proteolysis.
AUUACAACACCAGCAGGUUGCUCCUUCCUGCUCCAGCCUCUUCACCUCAGUACGGACAAUGCCCAUCAUGGAGGUGGUGGUUUUUGCUGUCGUGCUGCUGGUUUUUACAGGAUGCAAUGCACAGUCAGAUGUCUGUGGCACCGCACCGCUCAACACUAAGAUUGUGGGGGGGGAGGCUGCUCCUGCAGGCACGUGGCCCUGGCAGAUCAGCCUGCACGACGGAUCCAGACAUAUCUGUGGAGGCUCUCUGAUCAACAACCAAUGGGUGCUGACUGCAGCUCACUGCAUGAGAUCCAGCACUUUCGGUUAUACCGUGUAUGUCGGAAGGGACACCCAACAACUCUCCAACCCAAACGAGGUGUCCCGGACCCUGUUACAGGUCAUCAGACACUCGGGCUAUGAUCCAAACACAAACGAUAACGACAUCGCCUUGUUGAAGCUGUCUGCACCUGUGACCUUCACAGACUACAUCAAACCCGUGUGCCUGGCCAAAGACGGCAGCACGUACGCUGCCGGGGCAACCUGCUGGGUCACCGGCUGGGGAACCAUCAGGAGUGACGUUUCACUCCCGUCCCCUCAGAGCCUGCAGGAGGUGAGCGUCCCCAUCGUGUCCAACACGCAGUGUAGCGCCUCCUAUGGUGCCCUCAUCACAAACAACAUGAUGUGUGCAGGUCUGGAUGAGGGAGGAAAGGACUCCUGCCAGGGGGACUCUGGCGGCCCCUUGGUGAGGAAAAGCGACUCCAGGUGGGUCCAGGCCGGAGUGGUGAGCUUUGGACAAGGCUGUGCUCUGGCCAACUUCCCAGGAGUGUACACCCGAGUGUCGCAGUACGAGUCCUGGAUCAACACUCAGAUCAACAGCCCCAGCACCCAGCCGGGCUUCGUCACCGUCACCGCGGACAGGUCGUCCUCUGGAAGCACUCGUCUGGUUCCUCUCUCUCUGCUGCUUUCCUGCCUACCCGUCCUCUUCUCUCUCUUUGUGCUCUCAUAGGACGUCUAGAGGUCAUUAAUACGCAUGUAAAGCGUCAUGUAUCGCUGCUUCUCAUUCUUUAAAACAAGCAAAAUAAUCUGCACAUAAAGUGAAAUAUUUUAAUUUCAAGGAAUUUCCCUGAACAUUUUCUGCCUUGGUCCUCAGAAGCAAGUGAGAAUUUCCUUUCUGGUGAUCCAAAGUCUGAUGUGUUUUAAUGUUUUUCCCAAACAUGGGGAAAAAAGUUUGCUUGGUAAAGAAAAUUCCCCCCAAAAAUGUUCAACUAUAUAAAAAAGAUAGUUUUAAAAAGGUGUUUGUUGUAAUGGGUUACUAUUUUCAGCGAUAAUAGGCUGAGAUUGAACAUUAGCCAAUAAUAUAAUUACGAUUAAAAUCAUUCAUGUAUUCUCCCAGGGUAGUUUUAGAGUACAUCAAGACAUUUCACCUGGAAGAAAACAAGAUUCCUUUUAAUCAAAUUGAAACAAUACACACUACAAAAGUCCCCUGCUUAACUUUUUUUUCACCUGAUACACAGAUAUAAAAAAGUGACAUUCCAGAAAGUUGGGCAUGUUCAUUUCUAUUCUCUCCUAUUCUUAAAUCAUAAUUACAGGAGAGAAGACAUUGUAGAUCAGACCUAAAAAAUGGAACACCAGAUUUGUUUUCCUCACUUGCAUCUCAGGGCAACCAAUAUCAAGAUACUGACACUCGUUUAAAAAAAAAACAUAACUUUGCUCAUUCUGUUCUCAAUUAAAGGUAUUUUCUUUAUAACGAGAGGGAUAAGGCCUAUAAUAUCUAAAUAUACUUUUGGCAUAUCCUUUCUUUAUUCUUCCCUUAUAUACAACUUGUAUGCAGCAGUUUUGCACAAAACAUGUAGUUCAGAAGAAUAUAAACAUCUAAAAUGUUAUAACUCGGAUAUGUAGCAUAACGUUAUGUCUGAUGUGUCGUUACUGUUUUUGUUGGGGCUGCAAAUAACGAUUAUUUUCUUUAAAGAUUUGAAUGCAGAUCAUCUUUCUUGAUCAAAAUCGAUUUUGUUUAUAAAAUGUUUUAAAAUUGUGAAGAAAAAAAGAUAUAACUUUUGCACUGACGGUGAAUUGUAGGGUUAACAAACCUCUGUGAUGUGGCAGAGGCAAUACUAAAGACAUGUAUCUGUGUGAUUAUACUAACAUUCAUCUCUUUUAAAUUAAUUACUGUAUCUUAUGACACAUUUUCUAAAAUGUUUUGCACUGAGCAAAUGCAACGGUGAUUUUAUUUAAGCUUUAAAUACAUGAACUACAAAUUAUGUUUACAUAUAUAAACAUUUACAAUACAUCAUUUUAAAAUUAGUCAAAUGUUUAACUUCAUUGAGGUUCCAAAUGACACCAAUAAAUCACAAAUGAAAUGUG